ACUUCCUCCUGUCUUAGGCUAGAGAAGAUGGCGGCUAUCGUAGAGAGAGUUGAGGGAGGUGCAGGGUCUGUCGAUUCCGACUCGGUUUCGCCUAGAUUGCCUUCUCCACCACCUGAUCAACCUCAUCAAAAUAACCCUUUGCUCGGACUUCCCAUCGUGGCUAUCGAGACCAUUUUAAAUUUCCUUUCCUAUGAUGAAAUCAGUCUGCUGCGCCUGGUAUGUAAGCGCAUGGACAUGAUCUGUCAACGUAUGCUUAACCAAGGUUUCCUCAGAGUGGAGCGUUAUCACAGCCUCUGUCAAAAACAAGUCAAAGCCCAGCUUCCGAGGCGGGAAUCUGAGAGGAGGAACCACUCUCUGGCUCGCCAUGCAGACAUCUUAGCUGCAGUGGAAACACGUCUAUCGCUGCUAAAUAUGACCUUCAUGAAAUAUGUGGACUCCAAUCUCUGCUGCUUCAUACCUGGCAAGGUGAUUGAUGAAAUUUACAGAGUACUGCGCUAUGUAAACUCUACCCGCGCACCACAGAGGGCUCACGAGGUGCUCCAAGAGCUGCGGGACAUUUCAUCUAUGGCCAUGGAGUACUUUGAUGAGAAGAUUGUCCCCAUCCUUAAGAAGAAGCUCCCAGGUGCUGACCUGUCUGGCCGUCUUAUAGGAUCCGCACCAGUGGCCGGGCCGUCUAACUCUCUUAGCACCAUGACGCUGCUGGCCAAAAAUGCGCCGUCCCGAUCUGAGAUGACAAAGGUUCAGCAGCAGGUGAAGGUGAACGGCGCGUCCAUGACGGCACUGAGGCGGGAAAUGCAGGAGGUUCGCAUCAAGCAGCUCGAGCAGCAGAAGCAGCUGCAAGACCAGGAGCAGAAGCUGCUGGAACAGACGCAGGUGAUCGGUGAGCAGAACGCACGCCUUGCUGAGCUCGAGCACAAGCUGCGCGAACUCAUGGAGAGUGCUGUGGAUUCCAGUGCAACCCGGGCCAUGCCCACUACCUCCUCUUCCUCCUCAACAUCCUCAUCUGCUGUCGCUGUAGCUGUAGCGUCCACUUCUUCGGUCAGCCUGGGCACGACAUCAGUGAGCAUAGCGGAAGAAGGCAGCAUCCCUCUCAAACGGCGCCGCAAGAAUUCAGACCUACCGCGCCACUCCAAGCGUCUGCGGAGCAAGAAGUAGAGGGAUUUAUUUUAGUUUUAUGAGUUGCUCCUUUUUUUUGUUUGUUUUUGGAGAGUCGUUUCUUGCUUAAUCCAAUCUGCAAAGUUCUUUGCACCUGCCCACAUUUGGCGCAAAACAUGAACAGAGCGUGAUGGAUAUCUGCUUUUAUUUUUACGUGUUUUAAAGCAAAUGCUAUUGUGCCCCUUUGUAAUCAUACACUAAUAAGCCUAAAGGCUCUUGGUGUAAUGGCUUUAGGUGACGCUUGCCUUCUGUGUCUGCUACCAUUGUAUGCCAUCGAUCCCGAAAUUCACAAUGAAAGGUGGAAUGAAAAGCUGUAAUUAAGCUGUUGCUGAGACAAGUGCAAAAGCAUGUUCUUUAUUUUCCCUGCGGAAUAAACGAACUUUAAGAAAGAGGUGAAAAAGAGCACAUACAGUAUAUGUAACACAUACACUGGCUACAAAGUUAACGUUUUUUAACUAUUGCCCCAAGUUUAGCCAGAUUAAGUCUAAAUUACUUAAAGCAUGUGUUUGAUAUUUCAUUGAAAUGAUAAAUAUCCAGAAUGUCAGAAUUUGAAAGCUUAUCUGAAUGAUCCCUGCCUUUUGCAAGCGACACCUCCUUGCAAUGUCAUGAUGUAGCUACUAUUAUUUUUGUGAUUGUACAGUUGCUUACUAAAUAGAGCUGUCAGUGCAAUAAGACUUGUCCAGAAGCUUUGUCCUGAGUUAUUAGCAUUCACUUUAUUUUUGACGAGUACACAUCAGCCGUUCCAGUCUUGCUACAUUUUUUUCGUCUAUUCUCCAAUCGUCUUGUGGCUUUCGCUUUGCUACGUGCUGUUUUCACUCUGUAAUGGAAAUAAUGAAAACCAACUUUGUCAUCUAGUAUGGUGUAUUACUUGACAACGUUAGCUUUCAUUUGCCUGUUUGGCUAACCUUCUUUACUGAGUAGAAAUUAUUUUAGUCCUCGUAAAGUAAAGGAGACUUUAAAUGCAAGCAGAAGCAUAAGUCUCGCAUUUAUACUUUAUCACUAAGACAUUUAAGCAAGAUUUGCAUCAGGGGGCAUGUGGUAGCCUAGUGGUAUCGGAAGGUUGUGAGUCUGAUCCCAGGUCCACCAAGCUGCCACUAUUGGGCACCUGAGUAAGGCCCUUAACCCUCAAUUGCUCAGCUGUAUAAAAAAAAAAAAUGAGAUAUUGUAAAUUGCUCUGAUUAAGGGUGUCUGCCAAAAUGAUGUAGAUGUAAAAUGUAAAGAUUUAAUCGUAAGCAUAUCAUGCUAAAGCCCUGAAAGAAUUUGUUGCAUUGCUGCAAAAUAAUUAGCCCACAUAGAAUCCCAAAAUACACAUUCUACCCUUUUUUUUAGCAGGUUGAAGCUGACUCCCUUCCCUGAAACUAAGGUUUUGUCAUAUUUUACAGACUGAAAGCAUAACUGUAAAGCUAUUUAGUCAUCAACCUCCUCAUCAACAGCUCUUUGUUUAUCUCAGUCACUGAGAUAGUGUUAGCCGUGCGUAGCAUGUAAUUAAAUAUCGUGGUAGCCCUGAUAAAACUUCAUUAAAUUUACUGAAGUAUGACUGAAAUCUCCACCCUGUCCACAUAAACACUUUCACACAUUGAUUCCUGCAGAGUCUUUAGAAAUUAGCGCAUCUUGCUUAAAACUAACGUUAUUCGCUUCUUCUUCUUAAUGUUAAGGUCAGGAAGGAAGAAGGAAGGGAAAGAAACCUCAAAGAAAAAACUCCAUAAUGAAGAUUGCUGUUAGUGAAUAAAAGAGCUUGUUAUUUUGAUGUUAUACUAACAUUUAAAAUAUUUGUUAGUUUUAAGCAUUAGCAUUGUUUGGGUUAAAAAACACUUUAAUUUGGAAAAAUCUCUAUAUUUCUACAGACAAAUCAGAUUCCAUAGAUGGCAGUAUUCAAGACAGACCCUGACCAAGAAUUGGAUCCAAUUAAUAGUUCCUUCUGAACCCUUGCUUUAGAAUCGCAUGCAUGUUUUAAUAAAAUAAGCAGGACACACACUGAAAUACUUUAUAGCUUGUGGAUUCAUGCAAGACGUUCGUUUUAGAAAGUAAAAAAGUACCGUACUGUAACCAUGUACUCCAGAGAGAUGACUGGAUGAUGUAAUGUAUGUAAUAAGGACAGAAUAAUCCUGUACGUUGCCUGUUUGUGGCAAUGAGAGAAAAAAAGAUGUUCAAAUGAAUCAUAUUAAAUCACAUUAAGGCAGAGUCAUCAUGUGAGUGAGUCGUAUUUUGAGAAUCGGAUAUUAGCAAUCAUUUUUAUAUGUAGUCAAUUUCUUUAUAGUUUGAGAGAUGUAAAAAAAAAAAAAAAAGUGGUACAUAAUAUAAAUUCUGUUUGUAUAAGCACGGUGAAUAAUUUAUUCCGUCUACAAUCAUGGAAGCGCUUUUGUUUUUUCGAAACAUAUAACGUAAUUCUUUAAACCGUUUCAAUAUUGUGUAUUCCCAGGUGGUCCAGCGGUAUGAUCCCGUGCUCUUAUUGUCUGGACAGGGUUCGAUUCCCGCUAAACACACCACUUGGUGUUUAACUUUCGGAAUCGGGAGGGUUGUGCUAUUUUGUGUUUAAAAACGUGCCAAAUCAUUAAUGAUGAACCUUUAUGGCGAACCCUGAACAAGGCGCAGCUGAAAGACGACAACAACUAUUUAAUAUUUAACAUUUUCCAGUGUUCCUCCACCAAUUAGGGUGAUCAGUCUCAUCAGCUGAACUCAGAAAAGAGCUCUUUACCACCAAAUAAGAUGACCGGUCACCUCCAUGAUCCCUGCCUGUCAUGAUGUAGCUACUAUUAUUUUUUAAUGAAGUAUUUUUUUACUGAUUUACUGAAGUAUGACUGAAAUCUCCACCACCCUGUCCACAUAAACACUUUCACACAUUGGAUCCUGCGGGUUCUUUAGAAAUUAGCGCAUCUUGCUAAAAGCUAACGUUAUUCGCUUCUUCUUAAUGUUAAGGUCAGGAAGGAGGAAGGAAGGGAAAGAAUAACAUAUCACUGGCUUGUAGAUGUAUUCAUAAAAGCUUCACUCACACAAGGUAUUGUGGCAGGACUAAACUCGACAGCAGGUAGCGAAUGCUAGCGUGUCAUAAAAUUGACACACCUCAGAAAUGUAAAUUUAAUCAAAUGCGAUGGGUAGGAAAAAAAAUAUAUAUAUAUAUAUACACAGCUUAGGGACUUGCUUAAAUGAUAGGGUUAUAUCUUCUAAAAAAAUAAAAGCUUUUGACUGAAAAAUUUGUACAUUGUUAGUCUACUCUAGUGCUCUAGACCUUAACAUAAGGUCAUGUUUAAAAAAAUGAUAGAAAUACUUUACUGUACUUAGCCUCACGCUAGCUGGUACCUCUGAGCUGCUACAUUCGAAAUAAUAUAAUGCUACAUGAUUCUGUGGAAUUUAGACAUAUAGACAAUGUCUUGGAUGUUACCACAAAGAUUUGUCCCCAAACUUGCUAUUGAAUGCAUGUAGGAAAACGGGCUUCUUAGUAUUUGACUGAAAGGUAGACGGGGACUGGAGUGGAAUAUUUGCUUUGUAAAAUGCGGCUUCUUUUACGUCAAGCCUUUAAAGCUGGCUAGCAAAGUGAACAAAGGGUUUAUCCGUAUCCAACCUUUGUGCAUCUGUCGUGCACCCGAGGCAGCAGAUUUCACUCUGUUAAAGCGUGGUCAUAUUGUUCCUCGUUACAUGAAUAGAAGCCUUUAUCACAAAAUCAGUGUUCAUUCUCUCACCUCAUUUAGCAAGCAUUUAUCCCGACCAAGGUUGCAGUGGAUGCUGGAAACACUUGGCAUGAGGUGAGAAAAUAUUCUGUAUGGAGAUGCUAGUCCAUUGUAGGAUACAUUGUAUAUUAUGUUUGUCAUUAUCGGGGUAAAUUGUGGGUAACCCACACCUAUAUACAAUAUUUUUUAUGUAGGAUCUCCCCAUCUUUACCUUUAUGUUUAUGGCAGAAGCUGAGCAGUCGAGUGUUAAGGACCUUGCUUAGUGGGUUUAGUUCUGGGAUUCAAACUUACAAGCUACUACUUCCCUUUAACGCUGAUGUAAUCUUUAAAUUUAUGACAAAUAAAAAUCCUUGUAUAAUAACAA
Molecule: messenger RNA, 5184 nt
Organism: Tachysurus vachellii
Lineage: Eukaryota; Metazoa; Chordata; Actinopteri; Siluriformes; Bagridae
Gene: fbxo28
Product: F-box protein 28
Exons: 5
Coding region: 28-1155 (375 amino acids)
Biological process (GO): protein polyubiquitination
Molecular function (GO): protein binding
Source: RefSeq, a predicted model, not a curated record